AUGCAACGCCCGUCUGUACCGAUACCGAACACCUCGGCUCCAAUCCUCCAACCAACCUGUGUGCUCUCAAUCUCCCUGUUCGAGCAACGAAAGCGACGCGAGCCGUCCAUAUAAAUCCACGUCGCCGCCACCAGAUUUCGGAGGCCACCCCGAAUUUCCACCCGGCGGAGGAAGUCCCUUUGUCUCUCUUUCGAGGGAUCCCUCCGUUCAGCCCGGCGGCGGCGAUGGCAUCGGCGGCGCCGGUGCCUAUGCCGGCGGUCUUCGCGGGGUGGUGGGAGCGCGUGAACGGCUCGCCGGCGUGGCAGGACGGGAUCUUCUGGGCCCUCGCCGCCCUCUACGGCCUCGUCGCUGCCUCCUCCUUCAUCCAAGUUGCCAGAAUACAGCAAAGAGUUCCUGAAUAUGGCUGGACAACACAAAAGGUCUUCCAAUUCCUUAAUUUUGUGGUUAAUGGAGCAAGGUGUUCUGUUUUCGCUUUCCGUCGCCAAGUUCAACAAGUGAAUCCUCAGAUCUUUCAGCAUGUUAUUCUUGAUCUGCCGGGGCUUGCAUUUUUCACUACCUACGCAAUGUUGGCACUUUUCUGGGCUGAAAUAUCUUAUCAAGCACGUGGUCUAGACACUGAUGGCCUGAGAUCAGGUUUCUACGCUAUUAAUGGUGUCAUUUAUGCAAUACGGGUAAAGCAGGUUCUGUUGUGGGGAUUGUUGUGGUGGAAUCCAAAUCCAUCUAUGCUCAUCCUUUCAAAGCUAUUUGUUGCUGGCCUGUCCUUUUCCGCUGCCCUGGGUUUUCUGCUUUAUGGAGGAAGGUUAUUCCUCAUGUUGAAACGUUUCCCUAUUGAGUCAAAAGGGAGGCAACAAAAACUGAGUGAGGUUGGCAGAGUGGCUGCUAUUUGUUCCUGUUGUUUUUUGGCACGAUGUGUGAUGAUGUGUUUCAAUGCCUUUGAUAAAGAAGCUGACCUCGAUGUUCUUGACCAUCCAAUUCUAAAUUUCGUCUAUUACUUGCUUGUGGAAAUUCUUCCUUCAUCUCUUGUCCUGUACAUUCUGAGGAGAAUCCCUUCCAAGCUACGGCUCUCACAGUACCAUCCCCUCAGCAGCGGCUAGAGAAAAGCACAUCCUGAGGUGAGCUGAAACAUGGAGAUGGUGCUGCAUUCAUACCUGAUUGCAGCCCCAAGACUCAAGAAAGGUUGGCCUACAGUCUGAUCGUUAACCCUUGUUCUUUUUUUGACUGAAAACAGUAGGAGAGGCUCCUACGAUCGUUAACCCUUGUUCAAAAUGUGCACAGUUAGGGAUCUGGAAUCUACAUGUAACCUGACCUCCUGCAGCUAACCUUGGAACAUCAAUGCGCUAAUUUCAUGUAAUUAAUUCGUUCUUAUUACUAUUAGGAAUCAAGCAUCUUGGCUUCUUUACCAGGCAAAAUUUGUCGUGAAGCAAUCUUUGUAUAACUGAAAAUCUGGGGUCAUAGACGAUGGACCACAGGCAAACCUUCUGUGUUUUGACGGAAAUCUUUGUCUUCUUUAAGUAAAAAUCCGAGCCGACUAUUGUACUUUA
Messenger RNA from Brachypodium distachyon (stiff brome), 1541 nucleotides. RefSeq names its product tobamovirus multiplication protein 3. Lineage: Eukaryota; Viridiplantae; Streptophyta; Magnoliopsida; Poales; Poaceae. The record is from RefSeq and is a predicted model, not a curated record. The transcript is spliced from 8 exons. The coding region runs from base 225 to 1094 and encodes 289 amino acids.